This is a messenger RNA of Angiostrongylus costaricensis, 300 nucleotides long. NCBI's taxonomy places the organism in Eukaryota, Metazoa, Nematoda, Chromadorea, Rhabditida, Metastrongylidae. The record is from the annotation of a GenBank genome assembly.
AUGCUACCAACACCGGACCAAGUGAAUCCGUGGUAUGCUGGCAUGUUGGUUGUCGGAGGUGUUAUUGGCUACCUGAAGGCUGGAUCGAUUCCUUCAUUGGUAGCAGGAGCGGGUAGUGGCAUCGUCGUCGGCGCAUUCACUUUUCUAGACCUGCCUUAUAAGACAGCUGUUAUUACUGGUGAACUUGUUUCUACUUUGUUGUAUGAGAGUGUCGCUGGUGUUUUGGCCUAUGUGAUGGGAAUGCGUUUCGCUAACUCUCAUAAGAUAAUGCCAGCUGGUGUUAUUGCUUUGGGAAGGUAA